Molecule: messenger RNA, 5357 nt
Organism: Acanthochromis polyacanthus (spiny chromis)
Lineage: Eukaryota; Metazoa; Chordata; Actinopteri; Pomacentridae
Gene: pde5ab
Product: phosphodiesterase 5A, cGMP-specific, b
Exons: 22
Coding region: 265-2901 (878 amino acids)
Biological process (GO): signal transduction
Molecular function (GO): protein binding; 3',5'-cyclic-GMP phosphodiesterase activity
Source: RefSeq, a predicted model, not a curated record
UCGCUCCACCAACUAGGAAGCGCACAGCCUCCACUCUGAUCCGUGCGCACCGAGCGAGCGACCGACCCGCGAGCAGCUCUCCGUCUGAGCCCCGCUCUUUCUCUCCCUCCUUCCCUUCCUCAUUCCUUUCUUUCUUCCUCUCUGUCUUUCUUUUCUCCGUGCUCGUUAUUCGGUACCGGGAUCCUCCUCGUUACAGAUGUAGACGGUCAGCCGGAGCUCUCAGUUUUGGAGGGGGGGAGACUCUGUUGUCGCGCCUUUUGCGCCAUGGAGGACCGCUGCUCCCCGGAAAACGAGAGGAUGGAAGCGUGGCUGGACGACCACUUGGAGUUCACGCACUCCUACUUUAUCAGGAAGGCUUCAAGGGAGAUGGUGAAUGCCUGGUUCGCUGAGCGCGUCCACACCAUCCAGCCAUCCAAAGAAAACCCUCCACAACAGCGCGGCCACCAGUCCUCUGCAGAUCUCGCCCCUCCCUCCGCCUCCACCAUCCUCCCACCCACCCUCAGCCUCCUGGACAACCGUUGCCCCUCCCCGGCCUCAGUCCCCAGCCCAGCCCCCGGCACCCCGACCCGCAAGAUCUCUGCGUCGGAGUUCGACCGCCCGCUCAGGCCCAUCGUGGUCAAAGACUCCGAGGGCUCCCUGACGUUCCUGAGCGACGCCGACCGUGAAACUGUCCCUCUCCGGGGCUCAGUGAUGGGUGAGGGCGGCAACGGAGGCGGCAGUGUCAGCGGGGGUGACCGCUGCGCCAGACUGCUGGAGCUGGUGAAGGACGUGUCGAGUCAUCUGGACGUGACAGCACUCUGCCACAAGAUCUUCCUUCACAUCAACGAGCUGAUCGCCGCAGACCGCUACUCACUGUUUCUGGUGGGCGAGGACAGCUCCAACAGGAAGUUCCUGGUCAGCCGGCUGUUUGAUGUGGCCGAAGGCUCCACGCUGGAGGAAUCGUCCAGCAGCAGCAUCCGACUGGAGUGGAACAAAGGCAUCGUGGGACACGUAGCCGCCACGGGACAACCGCUCAAUAUCAAGAACGCUUACGAGGACCCCAGGUUCAACGCAGAGGUGGACUUGAUCACAGGCUACAAAACCCAGAGCAUCCUUUGUCUGCCCAUCAAGAACCACAGAGAAGAGGUAGUCGGAGUGGCUCAGGCCAUCAACAAGAAAUGUGGGGAAGACGGUGCCUUCACUGAACAGGAUGAAAAGGACUUCUCAUCUUAUUUGGCCUUUUCGGGCAUCGUGCUGCACAACGCGCAGCUCUACGAGACGUCACAGCUGGAAAACAGACGCAAUCAGGUGUUGUUGGAUUUGGCCAGCUUGAUCUUCGAGGAGCAGCAGUGUCUGGAGGUGUUGUUGAGGAAGAUCGCAGGAACCAUCCUGUCCUUCAUGCAGGCUCAGGCUUGCACCGUGUUCAUCGCGGACGAAGACUCAAUGAACUCCUUCUCCAGUGUCUUUCACAUGGAAUACGAGGAGCUGGGUGAAGUCCUAGACGCCCCCAAAAGGGACUGUGACGUCAGCCAGAUCAACUACAUGUAUGCCCAGUAUGUUAAAAACACAAUGCAGCCUCUCAACAUCGCCGACGUCACCAAGGACCAGCGUUUCCCCUGGACGAGUGAAAACCCAGAUCACACCAGCAACCAGAUAAAGAGUUUGCUCUGCUCUCCCAUCAGGAAUGGCAAGAAGGAUAAAGUCAUAGGCGUUUGUCAGUUGGUGAACAAAAUGGAUGAACCAUCAGGCAGCGUGAAGGCCUUCAACAGAAAUGAUGAGCAGUUCCUGGAGGCAUUUGCAAUCUUCUGCGGCCUCGGCAUCCAGAACACACAGAUGUACGAAACAGUGGAGAGAGCCAUGGCCAAACAGGAAGUCACUCUGGAGGUGUUGUCGUAUCACGCCUCGGCCGCAGAGGAAGAAUCGCGGGAACUCCAGGUAACCGCGGUGGCCACGGUUCCGUCGGCUCAGUCGCUGCGUCUGUUGGACUUCAGCUUCAGCGACUUUGACUUGUCGGACACCGAGACCACGCUGGCUGCCAUCCGAAUGUUUGUCGACCUCAACCUGGUCCAGAACUUCCAGAUGAAGUACACGAGUUUGUGUCAGUGGAUUAUGAGCGUUAAGAAGAACUACAGGAAGAACGUGGCUUACCACAACUGGAGACAUGCCUUCAACACAGCCCAGUGCAUGUUCGCACUCCUCAAGUCAGGACGCCUCCAGAACAACAUGAGCGACGUGGAGGUCUUGGCUCUGAUGAUUGCGACUCUCAGCCACGACCUGGACCACAGAGGAGUCAACAACUCCUACAUACAGAGGAGUGACCACCCACUGGCCCAGCUCUACUGCCACUCCACCAUGGAGCAUCACCACUUCGACCAGUGCCUCAUGAUCCUCAACAGUCCUGGAAACCAGAUCCUCAGCGGCCUCUCCCUGGACGAGUACAAGGCCACUCUGAAGAUGAUCGAGAGGGCUAUUCUGGCCACCGACCUCGCCCUGUACAUGAAGAGGCGAGGGGAGUUCUUUGAGCUCACCAAGAACAGCCAGUUUGUUUGGGAGGACGAACAUCACAGAGACUUGCUGAGGUCAAUGCUGAUGACUGCAUGUGACAUCUCGGCCAUCACGAAGCCCUGGCCAGUGCAGAAAAGGAUUGCUGAGCUGGUUGCCACUGAGUUCUUUGAACAGGGCGAUAAGGAGAGGAGAGAGCUCAACAUUGAGCCUAUUGAUCUAAUGAAUCGUGAGAAGAGAGAUAAGAUCCCCAGCAUGCAGGUGUCCUUCAUUGACGCCAUCUGCAUUCAGUUAUAUGAGACCUUGGCAGGCAUGUCAGAGUAUUGCUCACCAUUGCUGGAAGGAUGUCAGAAGAACCGGCAGCAUUGGAAGCGCUUGGCCGAGGAGUGCGAGAAGGGGCUGGUCAACGGCUUGGUGUGAUCCAGUUUGGGUCUCAACACCAACUCCCGAGGUUCUCCCUGUCCAACCGGGUCUCACGAACUUUCAUGAACUUAGCAUGAUACCUAGAGUGGAUAAGUAACAUGCUGUGUGCACUGCAAGUGAGAGAAUAUUUUCAUUUCCUACACAAGGUUUGGUGUGACAGUGAAAUAUCUGGCCUGCAGAUAUCCAUCACAUGACACCGCUGUUUCUGGAGUCACGCUCCUUUCAUCGAAGUUUGCGAGACCUGUCGUCACUAUUCUGUCCGUCACCUCACCAGAGAUAAUAACAGAGUCAGCACUAAGCUAUAUUUAUUAGCAUAGCCAUUUUUAUUUUUGCACAGAGUGGCUUUCACAGAUCCUUAGAGGUCAGCACCAUUCCAGUGGGAUCAAGAUACUGUACUUGCGAUAUACUUUACAUAGUGUCACAACGAUCUGAUAAGCUUGGUUAAAUGUCUUUGUUCACAGCACACGCACACAUUACAUGGGUUUGAGUCUUUCGAACAUUUUUUUCACUCAUUGUCUUGACUAUUGCAUAUUUAUUUUUGUUUAAUAUAUUUAUUAGAGUAUCUAUAUUGUAAGGUCAUCCUUUUGUCAAGAGCACACAAUUCUUUAUAUAGGAAAAUGUAGUUUUCAUACUCGGAAAAAAAAAUCCCAUCUCUGCUUUAUUUGGGAAAACUCUUUCAGAUGACAUUUGGAAAUGUACUGUAUUGUGUUGUCUGACGAUUAGAUAUUUCUUUUUCUCAAAAUGUAAAAGAGCCAAAGACUAGACCUGAAGUUUCAAAGGGAAAUAGGUCUAGAUGUUUCCACUGCCUUGUUGUUAUAAAAUAGGACCAAUUCACUAAUUAAAGAAAGAACCUAUUUUUAUUCAUCGGCAUCUCUCUGCAUCCAUUAAUGCCUUUUUUCCACCCCAGUUUUUACAAAGUGAAUGAUGGAGGACUGUUUCUGUUCAAUCGUGGGCAGCCUGACCCGACAGUGUUCAUAUACGCGACUUAAAUUGAUCCGUCAUCAAGCGUAUCGGACUUCGCAAAAAAAGAUCGUCUCAAAAGAUUCUUCUACCACAUUCAGAAGGGUUUCUGUUCGCAUUGGAACGCAGAAUGUGUCUGGGCUAAAUGCUGACAAGUUAUUCAAAUCACACUCAAACAGCAAAAAAGGUGGACCUGACACCUAAAGUAGCUCAAGUCCUCAAAUUUAAAAAUGCUAAAGACAUGGAACUACUGUAAAAAAAAAAAAAAAAAAAGACCUGACGCACCUUUAAGGACAGUGCAACAUCAGAAAGGAUAAAGGAAACUGUUUAUAGAGCACAGAGGAGGCAGAAUAGUUAUCCGGAUGCUAACAGUUUGAUGGAACAAAUUGAAACCAGGCUUCUAGAGACCUAAACCUGCAGAUUAAUUCAAAGCAACCCUCUGUUCUGGGUGUGUGAAUCCCGUUUUGUGCUUUGAGCGUGGUUUUGCUGUAACUAACAGUCAGUACAUGUGGCUGUGCUGCUUUAAACCAGACAGGCUAAUGCUAACGUCUAAAGUUCUGGUGAUCCGCUUCAGCCCACAGAGUUGAAUAUCUGAGAGGUCACGACCACCAGCAGACGAUUUAAAAACCCACGAGAGAACUGUUAGUCAGGAAAUACAGGCCUCUACAAGUCAUUCAAAUGAAACCUGUCAGGAGGAGCUUCAUGGAUUUUGAUGCUACUGUAGAUACAAAAACUGCUUUUGAUAUCUUACUUCGAGGGAUGUUUUUUCACCGACUUUACUCAAGAAGCCAAAGGUUGCAAAUGCAGAGCCGUUUCAUUGCUUUUGGUGCAUAAAAGUGUAGAAUGAGCGGGAUUGAAAUUCCACAAAAGGUCAGCUUUUGGGUAUUGGAAACCAUUUACUAGAAAACUGAACCAGCUUCAUUCGCUACAGGAAAAAAAAUGAGGUGCGUUGUCCAUGAAAAGACAAGAUUUCACCUCCUGCUUUAAAAAACACGUCCAGAUUUUUUUUCACGUAGGGACUAAAAGACGUCUGUCGUUUACUUCUGCCACCAUUCAGAUCACUUCACACGGUUUUACAAAGCUGUAGCGCUCGGUACGCACAGUAACAGAUGCCGGCAACGAACGGCCUCGUCUGAAAGCACUUUUGCAGACGCUCACGAAGCUCAUUUGUACCUGUGGUUGUGUUUUGUACUUUGAAUACGUCUCCAGGACCGUAAUACAUGUGCCUGUAGUCUGACCUCUGUGCUUCUUUGACUAAAAACUAGUUCCUCACUGCUUGGGUCUCAGAGAAUCUUUGGUUUCCUGCAUGUACAUAGGAGGGCAUUUACACCAGAGGGAGUCAGAUGUUCUGUUUUUUUUUUAGAUAAGGUGGUGACAUAAUAUGCUGAUAAUACGGUACGAUAAUGAAGGAGGUGUUCCACAUCUGCAACUGUCGACACCACUGAACACUGUGAGCAGAGUGAAUGCUGUGUCCCAUUAAAGAAUAAUGCUUA